Molecule: messenger RNA, 1194 nt
Organism: Manihot esculenta (cassava)
Lineage: Eukaryota; Viridiplantae; Streptophyta; Magnoliopsida; Malpighiales; Euphorbiaceae
Exons: 4
Coding region: 1-1194 (397 amino acids)
Biological process (GO): base-excision repair, AP site formation; DNA repair
Cellular component (GO): nucleus
Molecular function (GO): 8-oxo-7,8-dihydroguanine DNA N-glycosylase activity
Source: RefSeq, a predicted model, not a curated record
AUGGAAUUACUAAAGAGAGAGGAGCCAUUCUUUCAUCAUUUUCUAUCAAGUGGAAUAGGCCUAUUCAGUGAGUAUGGUUACAACUUGGAGAGUGGAGUGUGCAACCAUGGGUUUUUUAUGAUGGCUCCCAAUCGUUGGUGUCCUCAAACUAAGACUUUGCAGCGUCCUCUUCGCCUGUCAGAUGGCACCACCUCUGUACUUGCUUCUAUCACUCACACUCCUGAUAAGCCUUAUGUUAGCAUCAAUGUUUAUGGGGUUGAGCACCUUUCUGAUGAGGACGCCGCACUCAUUGAGAGCAAAGUUAAUCGAAUGCUAAGGCUAACAGAAAUAUUGGAAGAAUUCCAUAAAAAACACCCAGAAGCUAAGAAGAAAGCAUUUGGUCGGCUCUUUCGAUCACCUACUCUUUUUGAAGAUGCUGUCAAGUGUAUUCUCCUCUGUAACUGCACGUGGAAGAGGACAUUGAGUAUGGCUGAAGCUCUUUGCAAACUUCAACCUCAACUUGCUUCUGUGUUAGAGUAUGAAACCAGCAAAGCUAGAAAACAAGGAAAAAGAUUUGAACCACAUGCAGGACCUGUACUCAAAGGAAAAACUAGAUUCAAGGUUAAUAAUAAGCGUGCAAAACUCGAACCAAAUCCAUCAUUGGAAGGAAUGGCUAAUUUUCCAAGCUCCAAAGAACUGGCUCUGGUGGAUGUUGAUUAUUUAAACAUGCGCUGCAAUCUUGGCCAUAGAGCAAAAACUAUUAUUGAUUUAGCUGUAUCUGUUGAGAGUGGAAAACUAAAGCUUAAAGAGCAUGAGAGUUCUGUUCUAACAAUUGGAGGCGUUGAUGAUUCACAUGUGGACAUAAGCAAUCAACUUAAGAAGAUUAAAGGGCUUGGUCCUUUUACUUGUGCGAAUAUAUUGAUGUGUAUUGGAUUUUACCAUCAAAUUCCAACAGAUACUGAAACAAUCAGGCUUGUAAGAAAGUUACAUGGCAAGGAAAAUUGCACAAGAAAGACCAUUCAAAAUGAUGUCAAAGAAAUUUAUGGCAAGUAUGAACCAUAUCAAUGCUUGGCAUACUGGUUUGAUCUUUUGAAUGACUAUGAGAGCAUGUUUGGGAAGCUAAGUGAGUUGUCUAAUUCUAACUAUCAUACUGUCUCUGGAAGUAUUAAAUCCAAGGAAAAUGUUACUGAAAGUAAUAAUGGAGAAUUAAAUUGA